This is a messenger RNA of Suillus discolor, 2596 nucleotides long. RefSeq lists its product as uncharacterized. Gene Ontology annotation, molecular function: protein binding. The record is from RefSeq and is a predicted model, not a curated record. The coding region runs from base 135 to 2537 and encodes 800 amino acids. Lineage: Eukaryota; Fungi; Basidiomycota; Agaricomycetes; Boletales; Suillaceae. The transcript has 8 exons.
AGCUGGGACCAGGCGCUUCAUGAUGCUUCCAAGUCGACAUUCAACCCUCGUUCGUGGGCUAUAUCUCCAAGGGCAUUGCUCUCUGCGGGAGAAAGCAGGUCCGAGAUGCGAUCAAAGCAUUUGACCUUGCAUCCAUGUUCACGGACGGAGAUAUCAAGGCCAAUCAUUUCCUUCUCUUGGUCAAGGCUGCCGCACUUUUCAAUGCAGAUCAACACGAGGAGGCAAUGAUGCGCGUCCAAGAGCUGGCUAAAGCUUGUCCGAGUGCUGAUACUCGUGCGUGUUGGAUUGUGAAGGCAUAUCUACAUGUUCAACUCGGAAACCAUGCCUCGGAUGAUGCGCGUCACAAAGAAGCUGCUAACCACUUUACUGCCGCUGUCAACACCAGCAGUUCCUUCUCUAAAUUAGCCAUUCAUUCCAAAUAUGAGGAUUUUGUCGUGCUCUUCGGGUGGGACCUCAAAUCCUUGUGGGAAACCGCAAAUAAGAAACGGUGCUUUGCACUCCUUCGGGCAAGAGAACUUGGAGAAGCCUCCGAAGCACACCGAUACAUGAUGGACAAAUGUGACGAAAGCACAAAAGCCAACUGCCUUGGUUGGUCCACUGAUUUCAGACAACAAUGCAGUGCGCUCUAUCAUGCUGACGGAGACGCCGCGUUCAGUGCUAGUGAUUACGACAAAGCUGUUACCCUAUACUCAGCGGCUAUCGACCUGGACGCUACAAGCGACACCAUCUUUAUAAAACGUUGUAAGGCAAAGUUGGAGAUGAAGUUAUGGGAGGACGCGCUUCUCGAUGCGCUAAAGGUCAAUGAACUCAACCCUUCGUCUCAUAUUGGAUACGAGGUGAAGCAUGCAGCGCUUCAUGGUGCACAACGCUAUGAUGCAUCCAUCGAGGCCUUCCAAACUAUGCUUCUUCAGUUAGAAAAUGCCCCAGAGACGCAAACACGACAAAUGCGCCAGCGGUAUCGCAGUUCAGCCGAAGUAGAACGUGAUAUGCGAGAGGUCAUUCACACUCAACUCGCCGACACCCCACUCCGUCUACUUGACACCACCUCUGGGCUCUUGUGUGAUCGGGAGGCGCAGAUAAGCGUCUUCAAAACGAGCACAGAAUAUAAAGAGCUCGUUUCAUCGACAAUAAGGCAUACAGACCUCCAAAUGGAGCGCAUCGCAGAAGUGGUGGCGACAUACUUCCGUUGUGUCAUGCUCUCACACCGGUGGGAAGAGAAGGAGCCACAGCUGGAAGACCUACAGGAUAAAGUUGUGUACGAGUUGGAGGCAGUUGGAGGCAUUGUGAAAUUGCAGUCAUUCUGCAGAAUUGCUCGCGAAGCGCAUUAUCGCUGGGCAUGGAUGGAUACGUGCUGCAUCGACAAGAACAACAAUACUGAGCUCCAAAAUUCGCUCAACUCCAUGUUUAUCUGGUAUCGCCACUCAGCGCUUACGAUUGUCUACUUGUCGGAUGUUCCGCCUUCGUCCAAGGCUGGUGCAUUGGCAAAGAGUGCUUGGAACAGGCGAGGGUGGACAGUUCAAGAAUUCCUGGCUCCCAAAGUCAUUCUCUUUUAUCAGAGCAACUGGACUCCAUAUCUCAACGAUCACUCUCCCAAUCACAAGGAGUCCACUGCGAUCAUGCAGGAGUUGGAGGAUGCGACGGGAAUAGAUGCACAGACCCUCACUGCCUUCCGUCCAGGGAUGACAGGCGCCCGAGAGAAAUUGCGAUGGGCGUCGACACGUAACACCACUUUACCAGAAGAUGUUGCGUAUUCAUUGUUCGGCAUUUUCGACAUCCACCUACCUGUGAUCUAUGGCGAGACAAAACAAAAAGCACUCGGGCGACUUUUGCAGGAGAUCGUGGCUCAGUCAGGUGACAUCACUGCCCUGGACUGGGUCGGAGAAUCAUCGCAGUUCAAUAGUUGUCUACCGGCCAGCAUCACGUCGUACGAAGCUGCGGCAUGCAAGCUAUCAUCUCCGUCUGAAGAUGAAAUUCAGACAUUAAUCUCCAUGCUGCGAAAUAACGUGACUGCAGAUUCGGCUUCGAAACUCUAUACCCUGCUUAGCAAUCUGAGCACUCCUCGUUUCGCGCAUCAUCGGCUAGACCUGCCUUGCAUAGUAUUCCCUGUUACAGAAGUUAAACGGAGCCAGGCUCGAGACCAACAGUCAUAUGAAAUAAAAGCAGAUGGGCUGCAUGAUCUCUUCAUCAAAACAAGGGAGACACUUAUUCCCUUUUCACCGGCACGAUCCAUCCAGAAGAAAAUCUUCCUGGUCCGUCCGUGGAAUCAUCUUCUCCUAGAUGAUAUGCAGAGCGUUAAAGAUGGGCUCGUUCCCCAGUCCGCUUCACAGAACGAAAAGGGGCCGGUUGAUGUGGACUCUUACUCACGAGAUUUGCGAUUGAUUGUUCGCCUUGGGCAGCAGUUCAGUGCAUUUUUGCUAAUGCAGCAACGUGGCGGAGGAUAUAAGAGGAUCGCAUCGGAUCAGGAUAUCAUUGCACAAGUUAAAGACAUAACUUCUAUGCAUAACACGAUGGACAUUAGGUCACUAGAGAUAUUGUAGCGACCAGUGUAUCGUAACAUUUCGAAGAGCAAAAAGCUGCAGGUUUUCAAGCAUCGUCA